This is a messenger RNA of Gastrolobium bilobum, 825 nucleotides long. RefSeq lists its product as uncharacterized. The record is from RefSeq and is a predicted model, not a curated record. Gene Ontology annotation, molecular function: nucleic acid binding. Bases 1 to 825 code for a protein of 274 amino acids. NCBI's taxonomy places the organism in Eukaryota, Viridiplantae, Streptophyta, Magnoliopsida, Fabales, Fabaceae. The transcript is spliced from 2 exons. Gene Ontology annotation, biological process: DNA integration.
AUGCCCCUCAAUAACAUAUUGGAGGUUGAAAACUUCUAUGUAUGGGGAAUAGACUUCAUGGGACCCUUUCCUCCUUCAUAUGGCAACAAAUACAUCCUCGUUGCGGUUGAUUACGUCUCCAAAUGGGUUGAAGUUGUUGCCCUUCUUACUGAUGAUGCUUGGGUGGUCAUUGCAUUCUUAAAAAGAAAUAUAUUCGUUCGAUAUGGAGUACCACAAGCAAUCAUAAGUGACGGAAGAACUCACUUUGACAACAGACAAGUAGAAUACGUACUGGCUAAAUGUGGCGUGAAGCAUAAGAUUGCAACACCAUAUCAUCCGCAAACAAGUGGUCAAGUAGAGAUUUCCAACCGAGAGCUAAAGCGUAUCUUGGAGAAAACAUUGGGAAGCUCUAGAAAAGAUUGGUCCAAGAAGCUUGAUGAUGCACUGUGGGCAUACCGGACUGCCUUUAAGACACCAAUAGCAGUUGAGAAAAGAUUGCUUCAACUGGAUGAGCUCGACGAGUUCAGAGUAUCUGCGUACGAGAGUGCAAGUCUGUACAAAGAGAAGACGAAGAAGUGGCAUGACAAGAAGAUCCUGCCUCGAGACUUUAAGGUGGGAAAUCAGGUAUUACUUUCUAACUCUCGUCUUCACCUCUUUCCUGAGAAACUAAAGUCCCGAUGGUCGGGACCAUUCAUCGUAAGGAACAUGAAAUCAUAUGGAGCAGUGGAGAUCAGUCCGCUGGAUUCUGAUAGGAGCAUCGCAAUGAAUGGUCAACGACUGAAACUAUACAUGGGAGGAGAAAUAGACAGGGGAACAACCAUUGUUGCCCUUGUAGAGGUAACUUGA